AAGGCGCUGCACAACAGGUAGGCUAAUAAAAGAAGAAACCAUAACCUAUGCAUAAUUGAUUUAUCUCUAGCUUAUUUGCAAUUGUUUCAUCAAACUCUCAUUUUAGGAGAGAUGAAAUGGUUGGAUUGGACCGAAACGAAGACCUGGCAAAAUUGGAAAUAGAGUAUGCAACCCCCAUUUGGGUUCCACGUUGAACCCCAUACAGAGUCAAAUGUUGACACGUUUUUCAAAAUAAGAAACAUCAAACACCAUGUGGUGGGGUGCUUCAAUGACUCAUCAACACAGGUCGAAUUAGAAGAAACCAAGUAAAUGUUCCCUGUUAGACUCUUGACCCUCUCUUUUUAUGUAAAGGUCACUUAACCGUUCAAGCUCCGAAGCAAGGUGUAGGUCAUGCACAAGCAUCCCAGCCUUUUUGUGUGUAACACCAACACAACACAUAUCUCUCUGUUAUCGAAUCAACUCCAACCUUUCACUUACCGUGUUAAUUCUCUGUGUUUGCACAAAGAAAAACAAAAUGAAAGGCAAAGUUGGUGAGAGAUUCUCUGAGUUCUUUGAGAAGUGGGCUUGUCAACUGGAUGAGUAUCUACAACUGCUACUGAGGGCAUCAAAACAGAGAGUUAUUGAUACCGUCUGUGAUCAGCGAGAGCUACAAACUUUGGUAUCAAAAGUGACACAGCAUUACAAAGACUACUUCACUAUCAAAUGGUCUUUAGCCCAUGAAGAUGUGCUUGCAUUCUUUUGUCCAAUUUGGGGUAACCCUUUAGAGAAUGCAUAUUCAUGGUUUACUGGAUGGAAACCUUCAACCAUAUUUAAACUCAUUGAUUCAACGAGAAUAAAUCGGGUUCCUGGGUCGAGUCUUGCCGAGCUGACACAGGAACAGCUGGGAAAGAUUGAGGAGCUGAGGGUGAAGAUAAGGUUAGAGGAAGAGAAGGUGGAGAGGGAAAUGGAGAGGCAACAGGUAGCUAUGGCAGACAGGAAGAUGUUCGAGUUGGCAAGGUUGACAGGCCGGGUCAAGGAUAGCGAAACAAUAGCUCAGUUCGACGGGUUGGUGGAGGUGGCAAUGAAGGGACUGAUGGUGGGACUAGAGAAGGUUAUGAAAGCAGCAGACUGUGUUAGGCUGAGGACUUUGAAGGGAGUUUUGGAUGUUUUAAGUCCAUUGCAGUGUGUGGACUUCUUAGCUGCAACUAGUACGCUCCAAAUUCAGCUAAGGCAAUGGGGAAAGAGAAGGGAUAGUAUUAGCAGAAAGGAGUAGUUGUCAAUCUUUUUAGGGUUUUAGGGCUAGCUUUUUUCUGUUUUUCCGUUUCUUUCUGAUAGUU
This is a messenger RNA of Populus euphratica (Euphrates poplar), 1316 nucleotides long. RefSeq names its product transcription factor-like protein. NCBI's taxonomy places the organism in Eukaryota, Viridiplantae, Streptophyta, Magnoliopsida, Malpighiales, Salicaceae. The coding region runs from base 515 to 1252 and encodes 245 amino acids. Gene Ontology annotation, biological process: DNA-templated transcription. The record is from RefSeq and is a predicted model, not a curated record. The transcript has a single exon. Gene Ontology annotation, molecular function: sequence-specific DNA binding.